CUGCUGGUGGCGAACCAACUGAAGUCCCCUCCCCCCACUCCACCGAUCCGCCGCCGCCCGCCUAAACCCUCCGCCGCCACGACCCGACCAACCCUCGCCGCCGCUCGGCAGCCAUGGGGAGCCGGCUGGGCCGCCGCGUGAUCCACUUCGCCAACCUCCCUCUCAAGCUCAUGCUGCCACCGGCCCCGCUCUCGUCCGUGCAGGAGUUCGCCGUUCGGACCGUCCCCUCCGCCUCCAAGGUGGACAUCCGCCGCUGCCUCGAGUCCAUGUACGGCUUCUCCGUCGCCGAGGUCCGCACCCUCAACAUGGAGGGCAAGAAGCUCCGCCGGGGCCCCUACCUCGCCGCCAAGCCCGACUACAAGAAGGCCUACGUCACGCUGCGGGCCCCGCUCACGGUCUCCCCCGAUCUCUUCCCCAUUGGGGUCAUCCUCGGGGAGCGGGAGCGGAAGGCCAGUGCCGCCGCCGCCAGGAGGAAGGCGGUGGAGGGCGCCGAGGCGGAGGGGCAGAGGGAGGGGAAGGGGAAGCACUGGAUGGAGGACGACAGGGAGGGUUUCUCCAGAGCUGGGUGUGGCAAGGUCGUGUACGGGAACCCAGGGAGGCUGGACCAGAGGAGGAGAGGACGCGCCAAGGCUAAGGAAGGAGCUGGGGAGGAGGGGUCCAAAUUCCCGUGGAGCGGAAUGCAGCUGGCUACCGAGAAACCUAGGAGGGUGAGACACUCUCCCCCGAAGAAGAAGGUGGGUAUAGCCUUGAAACAGAAGUCAAGGAAGGUCUCUCUGCAGCGCCGCUCGAAGAAGAAGCUGGAAGCUUGAUAGUACUUGACUUGGUCCUGCUGCACUGCGACCAUGAGAGGAUCCUGCCAUGAAAUGGGAUGCAGACAAGGGAUCGACGACUAUGCUGGCAGACCUGCCUUGUUUCAAGUUACUGAAUAAACAACCAAUGUUGAAGUAUCUGUAAGAAUUUUUGUGCCUUUGAUACGAAAUGCAGUUGUGAAUUUAGAUGGCUGACUGCGCCUGAGGCAUGUUUUGCUGCAAGGCCAGACCAGGAAGUGCUCGGCACUCGUUGGCGUUCCUGUCCAGCCGAGCUGUUGCCGUCCAAGUUCCUUUUGAGAUUUGUCUAUCGUCUGCUGACUGAUUAGUACUGCUGAUUAGAGAGAUUGUGCGCCUGUUUUCUUAGGGUGUGUUUGGUUGGUCGUAUCAUUUGAUUCAUGUAUGAAAUGAUUCAAAAUAAUAAUGAUCUUUUUAUUUGGUUAGGUGAAUUGUACCAACUUAUCCAGGAUGAGGUUAUCCCACGUA
Messenger RNA from Setaria italica (foxtail millet), 1292 nucleotides. RefSeq lists its product as uncharacterized. NCBI's taxonomy places the organism in Eukaryota, Viridiplantae, Streptophyta, Magnoliopsida, Poales, Poaceae. The transcript has 2 exons. Gene Ontology annotation, cellular component: ribosome; mitochondrial large ribosomal subunit. Bases 114 to 809 code for a protein of 231 amino acids. The record is from RefSeq and is a predicted model, not a curated record. Gene Ontology annotation, molecular function: structural constituent of ribosome. Gene Ontology annotation, biological process: mitochondrial translation.